GGCUGAGGGUUUUUGGGAUCAUGACUAAUGGGUGGUACAGGCAGGGCAGGGAGGUUGAGGUCCUGACAGGUGAACCAGGUUCUUGGGGGCCACAGGUACUUACCUGACACCCAGCAGAGCAGAGCAGACAGGGUGAACAGAAGAAGGCCUUUCAUGGUGAGGGUCCCAAGAAUGGUAGUAGUCACAGCCGUUGUCAAGAGAUUUUCAGGGAUCCUGCUCUGGGAGUUGAACGGCCUUUUUGGAAUUUAUAAUCCCAAGGCCCCUCCCUUCUCUGCCUCUGCUGGCACCUCCCUUCCUAUUUACACUGUGCUGACCAGAGAAAAAGACUAAGGAUGGGGAGAGGCUGAGCAGACCUGGCUGGGGAAUGGGGAUGGGUGAGAGGGAAGGGGAAGGGGAAGUGCCACUGGUGGCCAACUCCAUUUUGGUUCUUGGUUUCAGGAUGCCCGGCUGAAAGCCCUGUCUAGUCCUCUGAAGGAGAGUCACCAAAAAGCCUCUAUGAUUUACAAUGACCAUAGUGGCAGCUUCUGCUAGGUCCUAGGAAACAAUGGAAUGUGGCCCAAGCUGGAUUGCCGAAUUUGGAUCCCUGGGGGGCACUGGCCAGGAUGCAGGCAGAAAUUAAAGAUGGAAGGGAUUGAAUUAAUCUUUACUCAACCCUCAUUUGGUCUUUCCCACCCCAGCCCAACCACAGGAUGAAGGGUUUGUGACAUCAUGGAGGGUUUCUGUGAUGUCCUGGGGAUAGGGGAACUGAGGCUGCCUACCUUCUAAAGAGUUGCUGCUUCAGGCCCCCUAAAGGUUUGAGGGACCUCACCCCUCCACAUGGGCUUGAUGUGAUCUUGAUGGCUCCAGUCCAGUGAAGGCUGCUGGAGUAACAGGUGUGGGACAUUUGCAUCUGCUCCUAAAGGCCUCCCCAGUCAAAACUUGUGGACUUGGGUGGGGUACUGCAGGCGGGGAAGGACAGCGUGGGCACAGAAAGGUGAGGUAGAAGCUAAAAUAAGAACAGAAGUAGUAAAAAUAAUGGUGAGCACUUAGUGUUCCUAUGUCCAUUAUUGCUUUAGUUGUUUUACAGGUAUUACUUUAGUUCUCACAAUGCUGUAUGAAAUAGGUGUGUUCAUCUUCAUUUACAGAUGAGCAAAGAGGCAGCAGUUAAGCUACUUGCCCACAUCCAACAGUUCAUAGAUGGCAAAGUCAACAUAUGAACUCAGGACAGUGGAGCUCCAGAAUUUGUCCCAGCUAUCACUCUGCUGGAGGAGUUAAGUAGGCAGGAGUGCUGUGUAAACAGCCUAUUACAAAUUUUAAGUGGGCACUGUUUUAGGGCUGUGAGUUUGCCUGUGAGGAUUCCUAAAGAGAUGGAAGAAUUGGUGGCCCCGCCCCUGCUCUUAUCAGAGCCCCCAGUCCCGAGAUACCUCAGUCCCUGUCCCCAGACUUCCCUCCGGUCUUCCCGCUGAUUCACUUGCUGCCUCUCCCCACCUCACCCCAGCCAUGGCCCUGGUUCUGCAGCUACUGCCUCUGCUGCUUUCGAGGGCCCACGGGGACCCGGGGGCAUCUCUGGAUGGACGCCCUGGAGACCGGGUGAAUCUUUCCUGCGUGGGGGUCUCACACCCCAUCCGCUGGGCUUGGGCGCCUAGUUUCCCAGCUUGCAAAGGUCUGUCCAAGGGACGUCGCCCGAUCCUGUGGGCAUCGUCCAGUGGGAUCCCCACUGUGCCUCCACUCCUGCCCUUCGCUGGCCGCCUACGCUCUCUGGACCCUGGUAUCCGGCGGCUGGAGCUGCUCUUGAGUGCGGGGGACUCGGGCACAUUUUUCUGCAGGGGACGCCACGAGGAUGAGAGUCGUACGGUGCUUCACGUGCUGGGCGAUAGGGCCGAUUGCAGAGCCCAGGGGCCUACGCACGGGUCGCUGUAUCCCCAAGUCCUGGUCCCGUUGCUGGGCGCUGGUCUGGUGCUAGGACUGGGAGCGUUGGGCGUGGUCUGGUGGUUGCGCAGGCGCUCGCCCCCGCCUCCGCUUCCACCACUCCCCACAUUUGCUCUGUCCCCCCCAUAUAGCUCCUUUGAUGAAAGCCGAGCCCCAGAGACCCAUGGAGGAGGAGGAGCCCAAGAUUCCAGGGGACCUGGACCAGGAGCCGAGCCUGCUCUACGCUGAUCUGGACCAUAGAGCCCUCAGGAGACCCCGUCGGCUGUCCACAGUAGUCCCUGCUGAUGCGUCCACUGUCUAUGCAGUUGUAGUUUGAAGGGAAGCCCUCACUCCAAACUCUGUAGUUGGGGGCUUCCACCCCUCCAUAAUUCCCACCCUCUUGAUCUCUCACCUAGAGGAAGGCAUCAUGGGAUGGAAAUGAGCAUGUCUAGGAGUCUGAAGGCCUGGGUUCUGGGCUAUAUCUGCUGCUGAUCUUGCUCCUUCAGUUAUUCUCAUCUUUCCUAUAGCUUCCAUGUCUCCUUCGCCCCUGAUGUCCUCUCUAAACCUGAAUCAAACCCUGUCUCGAUAUCUUAGUUAACUUCCCAAUAAUUGUCCUAUCUCUUCCCUUCAGAAUCAAGCCUUUGAACCAGGAGCAUACAUCUGCUUUUUUUCACUUUCUUUUUUCUUCUAUCUCCACUACUUAUCUGCUGAAAUUACUUAUCUACUCUCCACAAGUUUGCCAGUGAUGUUCUGAUGUCCUAGGCUACGUUUUUUAGCACUCAUUUGGCAUGGCCUUUGAUCACCCCCUUCAUUAAGUUAUUUUACUUUGCUGCUCUUAUCUUCCUCUAGAUUCUUUUUCUUUGCUUUCUAUCCCCAUGGUAUUCUCUACCAUUCUAGGUUUGUCCCUUUCUUCCCCUUACCCCUCUUCUGGAAAUCUCCUAUCUGCAGGUAAUUCUCAGCCUGCACCUCUAGAAAGACACUUAGAACUCUCUGCAUCCCAGAUCUAGGACAUCCUGCCUGGCUGACCCCAGGCAUUUUGCACAGUGUAUCAAGCACAAUUUAUUGUUUACAUUCUCUCUUGAUCAACCCAGUUGACCAAGCCAGAAACCUGGAGUCAUAUGACCUCAUUUCUCAUUUCCACACAAUGAGCCAUGAAGUCUUGUCUAUCUUAAGGUCACUGUCAAAUCUUUUUUCCAUGUCUAGUGCUGUCACCAGAAUGUAAUCUCCUCAUUUCCUUCCUGGGUUAUCCAUAACUCAUACUUCUGCUUUGCCCUCCUCUGAAGCCGGAGAUCCUCUUCAAGUACUAACUUGCUCCUGACAUCCCUUAUUUUUAAACUGUGGUAUUUUUCUCCUUAAGCUUCAGCUCUGGGUCAUGGACCUUGGCUUUUUAAAAAAAUAUUUUUUGUAGUUGUAGAUGGACAGCAUGCCUUUAUUUUAUUUGUUUAUUUUUUAAUGUAAUGCUAAAGAUUGAACCCAGAGCCUCACAGUGCUAGGCAAUCACUCUGCCACUGAGCUACAGCCUCAGCCCUGGACCUUGGCUUUUGAUACAAGGUGAUAUAGCACUCUCUGGCUUAUCUGUCAUUCCAUGUGCACGCAACAUGCCAGCCUUAGAAAAAAAUCUCCCCAGCCAUCCAAAAUGCCUCUGUCCAGAGUAAUUCCUUCUUUCUGGAUUACCCUUUUUUUCUCCUCUCCACUACCUGCCUGGCUAAUUCUUAUUUAUCCUCAGGACUCAGUUUGUGUUGCCUUUUCUGAGAAGUUGGUCCUGAACCUCCUUGCCCUUUGCAGCACACACUUUGAUACCUUACAGAGUCCCUUAUUUUUCUCAUAGAAAGAAACAGCUUCCUGUGAAUUAUUACAUUACUAUCUAUAUUUCAAUUUGUAAGAAAUGUUCAUGUACUAUAAGUUCCCUGACAUCUGGAGACUGACCCUUUUGAUAUCACUGCUAAGCUUCAGUAAAUGAGUGAAUGAAAAUGA
Molecule: messenger RNA, 3861 nt
Organism: Marmota monax (woodchuck)
Lineage: Eukaryota; Metazoa; Chordata; Mammalia; Rodentia; Sciuridae
Gene: Mpig6b
Product: megakaryocyte and platelet inhibitory receptor G6b
Exons: 6
Coding region: 1480-2136 (218 amino acids)
Biological process (GO): megakaryocyte development; integrin-mediated signaling pathway; blood coagulation
Cellular component (GO): plasma membrane
Source: RefSeq, a predicted model, not a curated record